AUGUCCCGCUUCGAGCCCCUCAACGCAGGAAACCUGCGGUCAGAUGGCCGCCGCCCGCUCGAGCUUCGUUCCUUCUCCGCAGAGCUAACUACCCAUCCCUCAGCAGACGGGUCCGCCUCAGUCUCCCACGGGCUCACCCAGGUAACAGCAUGUGUCUACGGGCCGAGGGAAGCGAAGAACCGCGCUCAGACGAUGCAUGAUCGUGCGCUUGUUAAUAUAGAAGUCGAGGUUGCGCCCUGGGCUGGGGAGGUACGAAGACAGCGGACGAAGGGUGACCGACGCACAGCAGAGUUCGCUGCUUCGGUCAAGGCGACGUUCGAGCCUGUCAUCCAGACGACGCUCUACCCGCGGUCGGAGAUCGAUAUCCAUAUACAUGUUUUGCAGCUGGACGGCGGUCUCCUCCAAGCAGGGAUUAACGCGACCACUCUGGCGCUUGUUGAUGCUGGUAUACCCAUGCUGGAUUAUGUCUCUUCCCUCUCGGCGGGACUGUAUCAUACGACCGCUAUGUUGGACUUGACGAAUCUCGAGGAGAGUGAUCUGCCUAGUGUGACGGUUGCGGUACUGCCCAGGAGUGGGAAGGUUACCCUUGUGAGCAUGGAGACGAGGUUACAUGUGGAUAGGUUCGAGGAGAUGUUCAAGUUGGCUAUGGAGGGAGGUAAGGUUCUGAGAGGAGAGAUGGACAAGGUAGUGAGAGAGCGAACAAAGGUAUUAGCGAGGCAAAUGGAAGGAGGAGCAGCGCAGGAUGAAGAUAGGAUGGAGACUGAUGAUUUGUAG
This is a messenger RNA of Dacryopinax primogenitus, 774 nucleotides long. RefSeq names its product ribosomal protein S5 domain 2-like protein. NCBI's taxonomy places the organism in Eukaryota, Fungi, Basidiomycota, Dacrymycetes, Dacrymycetales, Dacrymycetaceae. Bases 1 to 774 code for a protein of 257 amino acids. Gene Ontology annotation, cellular component: nucleolus; cytoplasmic exosome (RNase complex); nuclear exosome (RNase complex). The transcript has 3 exons. Gene Ontology annotation, biological process: rRNA catabolic process; poly(A)-dependent snoRNA 3'-end processing; U4 snRNA 3'-end processing. The record is from RefSeq and is a predicted model, not a curated record.